Lactuca virosa is the source of this 741-nucleotide messenger RNA. The record is from the annotation of a GenBank genome assembly. Lineage: Eukaryota; Viridiplantae; Streptophyta; Magnoliopsida; Asterales; Asteraceae.
AUGGAAUUCGAAGUCUCGCCCCCUGAUCUCGGUUUAGAGCUAGCUGUCAGAGCUCUUAACAACAACAUCGUUGGCAUUCGUCUAGGUCAAGGAGCAGACCAUUGGAGAUGUAAGUUAACUGGCGAUGACAUGUACACUAUUAGCUCACUUAGACAGAUUAUUGACAAACAUCCUGUUAACAUUCUUGGCACUUCGAUAAUUCAAUGGAGUAAGGUGGUCCCAAUCAAGGUGUUAAGCUUUAUUUGGAGAGUUGUACAAGGUAGAAUACCCGCAGUUGUUGCUUUAGAGACUAGGGGUAUUCAGGUCAAUUCACUACUAUGCAGUUCUUGUAUCGGACAACCGGAAAGUGCAAACCAUGUUCUUAUUGAUUGCCCGUUCGCCUGUAUGAUCAGUAACAAUAUCAUGAGAUGGUGUGUAGUAAAGCUCGGUCAAAUCUCUAUAAAGAAUACCGGAGACCUUCUUCACUCUGUUGCCACAUGGGGAAGUUGUCCAAAGAAAACGAAAAUGCUUGCUUUCAUCUGCUACAGAAUGUUAUGGAAUCUUUGGAGGUUCAGGAACAAACGAUUAUUUCAAAUGGAGAGUAUUUCAUCGCUAUACUCUCUUUGUGUCAUGUGUCAAAAGAUAGACUCACACUAUUUAUCAACAUCUGCUUCUUUGACUAGUACAACCUCUUUCAUCACAUCAAAAAUCGUCCAAGGAUUAAGCUACUUGUUGGAGGUUGAAGGAUGUUUAAAUUUAUAA